This is a messenger RNA of Ctenopharyngodon idella (grass carp), 1976 nucleotides long. It is a transcript of the gene egr4, whose product is annotated as early growth response 4. Gene Ontology annotation, biological process: regulation of transcription by RNA polymerase II. The record is from RefSeq and is a predicted model, not a curated record. The transcript is spliced from 2 exons. Lineage: Eukaryota; Metazoa; Chordata; Actinopteri; Cypriniformes; Xenocyprididae. Gene Ontology annotation, molecular function: RNA polymerase II cis-regulatory region sequence-specific DNA binding; DNA-binding transcription factor activity, RNA polymerase II-specific. The coding region runs from base 126 to 1214 and encodes 362 amino acids.
CAGAACCUGAAGGAAGCCAAACGAGCUCUCACUGGAACGACAAAAAGGGAAUCCCAAAGCAUUACCUUUGGAAAUAUUUCCCACGACAUUUCUUGUGGAUUUUGCUCCGUAUUCAAAUCGACAUUAUGCUGAACACCGUGGACUUCAGCGCUCUGGAUCUGCUUUGCGCUCAAGCGUUUCCUCUGGAGGGACAAUCAGAAUCCCCUCAGAAUCAACCUGAUGCUGCUUUCGGUCUGUUGAAGCCCAAAGCGGAGCCGCUGGACGCUGGUUUUCCCGACUGCUCCAGCGACGGGUUCCCGCCGUCUCCGCUGACCUACACCGGCAGCUUCUACACGGAGUCCGGGCCGUGCAGCGCGGACGCGCUACUCAACAUCCUCACGGAGAUCGUCGGCAUCUCCGCGGCUCCUGACAACUUGUCUCGCGGAAACGCGCUGUCACGCCAGGAGUCGCUGUUAUCCACCGGGAGCUCGCUGGGAUCGCCGGAAUCGCUCUGCAACGACUCGUCGGAUGAGUUCAUGGACGCGAGCGCGCAACAGUUCUCCUACCCUGCGAUUAAGAGCGAGUUUGGCAGCAGCAGCUGCAACGGCGGUGAUCUUUUCGAUGGCUUCUGCACUACUUCUCACGAGCCUUCAGACUUGGAUGACAUCAUUGACUUGCUCUCUCCACUUGGUCCAGAGACUGACUCAGUUUUGGACACGUGGAUCAAGCAAGAGCCCUUGGAGCAAGCGAGCUUCCAGAUUCCCGCUUCCCAUGAAAACAGCCUCUACAGAAACAUUGCGUUCCCUGGAUUCCCCUGCGCAACGACCGCGCUUGCCGACGCGCUGGACUCCCUCCUCUCCACCAACAACACGCUCACUCAAAGAAGCAAACCGCGCGCCAGAAAGGGCGAGAAGCCCUUCUCCUGCCCGAUUGAGAACUGCGAGCGCCGCUUCUCGCGUUCCGACGAGCUCAACCGCCACGUGCGCAUCCACACCGGCCACAAGCCCUUCCAGUGCCGCGUGUGCCUGCGCUGCUUCAGCCGCAGCGACCAUCUCACCACUCACAUGCGCACGCACACCGGCGAGAAGCCGUUCUCCUGCGACGUGUGCGGGCGACGCUUCGCACGCAGCGACGAGAGGAAGCGGCACGGUCGCGUGCACCUCAAACAGCGUGAGAGGAUGCAGCAGAAGACGGAGCUCCUCGCCGCGUGCGCGUUCGAGCUCCAGUGCGCGUGAGCUCCAGUUCUGCCAAUUCUUGGGAAGUUUAUGGCUCGUUAAACGCAAGAGCAGCUCAGAGCUCCGCAAACUGGAGGAGGAAGCGAGCACCACACGUGACGUGUUGAUGUGCGCGCUUGGCAUGCGGCUGAAAGCUUGUAAAAACUCUCAUUUAUUGUCUGCAAAGCCAGGCACGUUUCCGGUGGACAGCCGGAGUUUAACUGUCAAAAGUCGCAGAGCGCAACGAAAAUGUCGGAGAACGCCGAUGAACCUCAGAUGUUGUGUAUGAAGUACCCUGCAUGUCUUGAUGUGAACGCCCACUUGUUUUACACUGCUGGCAUGCAUCACGUGAUGUCCUCUUGAACUUGUUGUAUUUUGAUACUACAUCACUUUAUAAAGCACACGAGAAGAGCUCUAUAUAUUUGUACGUUAUUGAUUGUAAUUUUGUAUUGUCGAUUUUCAAGAGAGUAUAAGAGAAAUCUAUCUUAUAGGUUUUCAUAAGUGAUUGUAUUCCACUUUCGACAGUAGAAUGUGUUCGGUUGGUUCUUGGGAACCUGAUGCGCUAUAGAGUACUUAAAAACUUCAACAUCGUAGUUGAGUUGCAGUAGCACACUUAGAUGUGCAGAAUCACUUCCGGUUUCUUCUGGAAUCGCCGAGGUCGUUUCGAUAUUGUUGUCUAUUUGCCUUUGGAAACUGUUCUUGUGCAAUGAAACGCUGUUAAAAUGCCUUGUGAAUAUUUGAGGCCAUUGAAUGUUUCAAAUAAAACUUUAUUUAUUGACAUUA